GCGUGAUCUAAUAAUCGAUCAACAACGGCGGCCACGGUUCGGGCAGAGGGAUCGAGGAAAAUUGGAAGAGCGGAGACUUUCGGCCGAGUUUUCCUCCAAGGAUCGCGAGCCAAGGGAUUCGAAAGAUCUAAGUACGCUUCGACUUGCUUCGAUCUCGAUAGCGGAGAAGCGUCCGGAGACAAUUGGUUCGGUUUGGAAGUAGAGAAUAGCGGAAAAAGGAUGGAGUGCAACCAUGUUUCCGAAAGGAUUUAGAAAGGCGAAAAGGGUCACGAAUGUGGCUGGAAAGAGCGGAUGGCUGUAAAAGAGUGAACGUGCAGCUGAAACCCGCUGGCUUGGUUUUCAGGAAUUCCGCUCUUGCCGGUGACAACGAAAAGAGCUCGUCGAUCGACUUUGCCGGGCACGUGUGUGCGUGGGCGUGAUGAUAUUUGAACUCUCGAAGCCGUCAAAAGCCGGGCCCUUUAGCGGCCUGCUCUUUUGUUCCGAGCGCACGUAUUCGCGACAGGCAUCUGGCAUUUAAUGGAGAUGAUCGUAGUUUUCCUUUGUCACCGAAUGGAUGCGUUUAUUUAAUAUCCAACACCGUCCAAAAGGCCACGUGUCUCGACUACCGUAUUAUUCCUCCAUUUUACCAUCCAUUCUACCACCAGUUUGUGUUUACUUUUUUCAUCUUCAAACGUUCCACGCGAGUCAUAAUUUUUCCAAGAACUGAUGACACAUGCUGUGCGUGUUUACGUGUUUCGCUCGUUGUUCGUUCGCUAAGGAUUUUCAAGGAGCAAUCGGGAGAAGAAGAAGUUUUGUGUUUAUCAAAGUCGCGUCCCGAAUCAUCGUGCGUGUGAACAUUAUCGAAGAAAUUUAUUCUCCAAGUGAUUUUCUUUCUCUCUCUCUUUCUCUUUUUCUCUUCUCGUUAAACGCAAGUUAAUGGACUGUUUCUUGGACGGAAAUCGAACGAUUCUCGAGUGGUGGUGGAGAGGGAGGAGGGGGUUGUAUAUCGUAUCGGAACAAAGCGAAUGCACGAUGCAUAUGCACAAGGGAUUUUGCGUUGCCAGCUUGCAGACCGAUGAUUAGAGGUGGGAAUAUACCGAUACCAAGAUAUAUGGCUUCCUUUCGCGAACUACUUUCCUUGAUUCGUUCUGUGUACAUUGUUCCCAUUCAACGAUACACAAAUCUUGCAUACACACACGGGCGAACGCGUGUAAUUUUUUUCUUUCCCUCUUUCUUUUUCCUCUUUUAUUUCCUCUUUCUUUCUUUCUUUCUUUCUUUCUUCAUUAUUAUACUUUUCUUUUUUUUAAUUAGAUCCCGUUUCGAUCAAUGCGAGCGACAAAUAAACCAAGUCGAUUUAUUAACCGUACUCGCGAACGUAAAAUGCGUAGCAUAAUUGGCGCAUAAAUAGAACGGGGAACGCAGGUGACAGUUGGUGUUUCGCCAUUGUCGGUUGAUUUUUUUAAUCUCGUCGAGCCGAAUGAACGCGAGAACGCGUAUUACACGGGAAAAAAUUUUUAAUUAACAUCCGACUUUUCAAACACGCUCCUCCACGUUCGAAUCGAAAAAAAUAUUAACGAUCCACGGUUAUGAUCAAUUUAAAUGGCCAUGUAUGUAUAUGUAUAUAUAUAUAUAUUUUCAUGGAACACGCGGAUGAUUUGUACCGCGAUCUAAAUACGUGAUUUGCGCGUGAAUUGUCGACAGAACCGGUUCAUUCCGUUCCUCUGUCUUUUUUCCGAUCGACACCUCUUUUUUUUCCAGCUUCUAUCGCGCGUAAAAUCAUCGGGAAGCAAAACGUGUCGAAAAAGUGUCUCUCCGGAUUAGAUUCUCUGACGACGAUUUCUUCUGAUACGCGCGUUUUUUGUUGAACUUUUCCACGAGAAAAUUAUUCCUUGGACUAUUAUUAACAGUUUAAUACCGCACGUUCGUCCGAUAUAAGUUCACUUUAGUGUCGAUAGAUCCUGGAAACUUGGUUCGAUCGCGCUGGUAUCGAAUCGUGUGCACGUGUGAUCUUUCGCGAAUAAAUUUCGGGCAUCGGAUGAUCGAAUACCGGUUCUAUCGGUGCGCCGGUUCUUCGAUUUAACUUACAUCGCCUUAUACAACGACGCUUUAGUGGGGAAGUUUAACAAGUCCGCUCCGUCGACGUUCCGCCCGAGGAGAUUCAACCGGGCCCCCUAAACUUCGAUAAUUGGCCGGGUUACUAUGCAUUCAGUGGAAUUGCAUCAACCGCUUUGAAGCUCUCUUUGCAAAGAAACCGAAACGAAUCGUUUCUUUGUAUCCCCUUAAUUCUUGGCGGAUCGAGGAAAUUCGUAGAGGGAGGAGGAGCCUUUUUUCUCGGCGGUGGAGUUGGGAGAGGGGACAGAGGCGGAAAAAGAGAGAAGAGAGUGAUGAAUUGUUGGAUCAGCGACGUGUUAACGUGGACCGUUCGGUGUCGCGAUACCUUCUAAAAAAAAAAAAAAAAAAAAAUCUUGAAAACGGAUAUUGCAGAGAGUCGAAGCGACGAUGGCGCGCGUGAUGAGUGACGGGCGUUCGAGAUCGAAUUCGUUAACGGGGCAUCGAUGAGGCAAGAACGAGUGACGAAGUGACGAAUCGGUUAAAUAUUCCUCCGACUCGGUUUCGGCGCACGAGAGGAGGAGGAGGAGGACGUACGAGUUUGGCGAGUUUCACGAUGCGCGUGAAAAGUUGACGAAACCAUGUGACGCGAGUAAAACUGGGGAUAUCACGGUGCGACAGCAUAGUUGCACUGAUGCUGGAUUGUGACGACGGUUUUCAUGGUGGUCGCCGCUCCAGUGCUUCUUUCGCCGUUCCGGAUGACAGCCGGAUGUUUUGAACAAGUGACAGUGUUACCACACCCCGACAGUUAAACUGGAAAAGGACCAGUGGAUCGGAGUCACUUCGGUGCUUCGGUGAGGAUUACUGAGUUACUGAUAGAAAUCAGUAGUGAUGCCGUGAUGGGCUGCAGCUCGGGAUCCUUCUUCCUGGCUACGCUCCUCGUGGGUGGAUUAAUCUUCGUCCUCAUCUGCGAAUCAUCCCACGCAAGUACGAGGUUGCGACAACGGUCCGGUCCUACCGACACGCCAAGAAGCGGAGGCUCGGUGAACGAGGCCGGUGUUUUCACCCUUCGUAGCAGGCAGGAGGGUGGACGGCGUGCUAGAAGAACCACGACGAGCACCACCAGCACAACGGCGUCCAGCUCGACGUUGAUUUCUCUGUCGGACGAGGUGGCGCAGCCCGCGGCCCUUUUAGCCCCCGAAGAGGACUUAUGGUCUACCAGUUCUUCCGCUACAACCAAUGUUCCAGUCACCUUAGAUACAGCUGCCGCUUCGUCAAAGCCACCCUCGGAAAUGGUGGUGAAACCUCACAGCAAGGUCAUACUACCGUGCGACCUGGAGGAAAAUUACUCGAGGCUGCUGUUGCCCGGGGUCAGGAGCUACAGAAUACGGCCAGCGACAUGGUUGCACGAGGGAAGUCCUGUAGAUAUGAUUACGAUCAACACGAAGACGGAGAUGAGCGGGACCGGACAUAGAUAUAUCGGCGACUCCAUGACUGACGCGUUGCACAUAGACAACGUGAGAUUAGAGGACGACGGUAUAUGGGGUUGCAGGCUCGAGGACGAUCAAGGGAAGAUACUUUCCGGCAGGCCUGUGAAACUCGUCGUCCUCGAGGCACCCCGUGGGACGUACCUGCUGAUAGAUGGCCGUCGACUGGACCCCGGCAACCAGUUCGUCCCUGUGAAGGAGGGGUCCGAAUUGACGUUGGAGUGCGCCGCCGAGGGUGGGAACCCGCCACCCGAUUUGGCAUGGGGGAUGACUCUGUCUCAGGCCACUUUGGACGGUCCCGAGCAACCGCCGGACAAUCUGACCGUGUUGCCCUCGACAUCCGGUAGACGCAGCGGGGCACACCUCAAGGUUCUCAGGGGUCACCACAACGCGACCAUCGCCUGCGUCGCCCGCCACAUUACCCUCACCAUACCCAUGAACGCGAGCAUUCUGUUGGACGUGCAAUAUACUCCAUCGUUCGCGAUAACGCGUUUACCUGGUUUUGGAAUCCCGAUCGUCGAGGGGAUGUCCGUCAGCUUGAAAUGCGAGGUGGACAGCAAUCCGGCCAGCACGCCCAUUUGGCAGCGUGACAAUGGACCGCCCGUCGAGCAGAGCGACGACGGAUGGCUCAACUUCACAAAAAUCAGCCGCGCCGAGAGCGGCUGGUACAAAUGUUACACCAGGCACAUGCUCGGCAUAUUCACCAGCAUCGGUUAUUUUCUCAACGUGCGCUACGAUCCAGACAUGGAAACGGAAGCGGAAGCGUUGAACGGCGAGGCAACCGAUUCCCGGAAGAUGGAAGUUCAAAUCGGGGGUGCGGUGACCCUGGAGUGCGACGGUGGUUGUUGGGGACACGGUCCUGGAAUGGAUCCAGUUGGUGGUCCCGGUCCACUGGCUUUGAGUCGAGUCGUUUACCAGGAAGCCGGCGAAUAUCGAUGCGUCGCGCCCGACAGGAAAAUGCAAGACACCUGGCGCGCCCAAUUGCCGUAUCACAUCAAGAUCACCGGUCGACCCAUGAUUCAUCCACCUAAUCAAACAGUGACAGCGAAGGAGGGUGAAUCGUUGAAUAUUGUCGUUGAAUUUUGCGCCGAGCCGAGAUACACCAAGAUACUUUGGAUAUCCGAGGAAAACGUUUAUGUGCCUGGUGCGGAGGCCAGGGAUGGUGUUCAAGCGCUUGCUAUUGAGGAUGGUGGCACGGAGUCCUGUUACAGAACGGUGCUGAGCUUCGACACGAUUCAAUGGUCUCAUGCCGGGGAAUGGUGGGUGUUGGUACGCUCGUCGGAAGGGAUCUCGGACGCUUCCGUUUUGUUGAACGUGACGCGGGCCUCCGAGUACAGUCACGCUCACUUCCGGUCAGCGAGUCUCACUUACCUAUCGAUGUGUUUGGCCCUGGUCAUCCUGCAGGAGCAUCGUCGCUGAGGGAUCGUGGCGAGACGACGUCGAAAAUGUUGCUUUGUGAAGAGCCAAAGGGAGCCAAAGGAUCGAACUUGAGAAGUCAGCUUCCCUGUUCAAUGGAUGAGAGAAGUAAAAGGGGGGAAGGAAGUCAGAGUUCCGUCAGUGUUUCCGCGACGAUUGUAAAUAUAAAAUAUAUAAAUUACAGAAAAAGGAGGGGGGGAAAGGAAAGAAGAAAAAAGGGACGCGAACGGAGAAAGGAAGGAUAAUCGUUUCGGUAAGGAUGUAAAAGAAUGUUCCGUGUUCUUGACGCGAGGCGAAACUCGAUGACGAUGCAACGAGAAAACCCUGUUUAUUAUGUAUCGAAAAGGGUGAGCGCGCUUAAACGAGAAGAAAGCCUUUUUAUCGACGCUGUCGUUGUCGAUGAACGAUGCAGAGCUUCCGGCGACGACGAUAAUCCGGCCUCGACGUUCCUUAAUCAUGAAUCUCGUUGCUAGAUUCUCAUUCUUUCUUUUCCUUUCUCUCUUUCUCUCUCUCUCUCUCUCUUUCCACUUUUCCAUUUCGUAUUUUUCGUUUCGAUAUUCUUGACAUAGGAUUUUCUAGAAGAUAAAUGACUGGUAGGAUAGAUGGAUCGAAUCGUAACGAGGAUUGUUUAUUGUAGAUUUAUUUCCCCUUUCUUUUUUUCCCUCUUUCUCCUCUCCUUUUUUAUUAUUGGAAAGAGAUAAAAGGAAAAGAAAAACGAGACUUCGAAAUCCACGACUGCGAUAAUACAACUAAUUUUCUCUCUUUCCUUAAACGAGAGAAAUUCGAAAUUAUCCGAAGGAUCGUCGGAUGAUACCGAUUAUCGCGUGUAGAAGAAAACUUUGUAAAUCAUUACGAGAUUUUUGAUUGCGAAAACCCGUUUCUCGAUUAGAUGAAAAAAAAGCUUGAUAAAAGGAAAAAAAAGAAAAGAAAAAAGGAAUAUCGGAAUACGGAUGUUACGCGUAACGAAGGCACGUGUAAAUAUUUGUAUAAAUAGUUUAUUUGUUAAGGAGAUCGAAUGCGGCAUGCGAAAAUGGAAGAGAGAGGGGAAAAAAAAUAAGAAUUUAAAAAAAGCACAUGUACACGCGUUGAAUAAGAGACCAAUUUUUACAUUCGGAUUCGCAGAGAACGUCGAUGGCUGAAUAUCGAACCGAACAAGUCGAGUGGUAAACGAAGACUGUUCGUCCCGUGUAAUUGUUAUAGAAUGUAAACACGAACCAAAGAGAAUAAUACGGCGAGUAACGAGACAAAAGGAAGGCAAAUAUGGGGAUUAACUGGAGGUUACGUGUACGUGAUUGAGAGAACGAAAUAACGAAAUAAAAUUAAAUACGCAAGAAAUGAUACAAAAAAGAUAUUCCGUAAGAAAAAAAACUAGAUACAUUAAGGGAAAAACGGUACAUUGUUGUAUAUUAUUUUAGGUAAGUAGCAUUAUAAAAAACAAAAAAAAAAAGAAGGAAAAAAAAUAGCGUGUAUAUAGUGAUUGUAAAUGCAUAGGCUAUCGAUACACCGAGGGCUAUGCAUGAACGAAUUAUACAGUGACGCUGUUAGAGAUAUAUUUAUUAUUCGUUGAUAUAUUUUUAUAAAGUUUUAUUUAGCCAUAAGUUCUCGUUCGCCUUCCCCCUGGAUGUCGUGUGCCGAUCGAUGGUUAGUUUUUCAAUUGAGAGUGGCCGUGAAAAAUGUGUGACGAUAAUAACGACGACGAUGAUGACGAUGAUUUUGAUUCGGACGAGAAUUAUUCCAACGAGGAUAUAUAUAUAUAUUAUAUUAACGACGAAUAAAAAUUAACGAAAUUUCUCCUUAUCCCGAACGAACGCCCUGAAUUUAAACUGUUUUUGACUUGUAUUACGACAGAGAGAAAAAAAAAAGAAUAAGAAAGGAAAAAAUUGAGGGGACAAAAGAAAAGAAAGAAAGAAAAAAAAUGAACAUAAUCUAACAUCGUUGUUCUUCGUGAUUAUUCGUUUUUUCAUCUCUCCGCGAUUGCUAGAUAAGAAAUUUGAAUAGUAAUCUCGUUUCGAUCGUUUCCAGUUCCUCCGAAAGAAAACAAGAAGAAACACAAAGAAGGAAGGAAGAAGGAAAAAAGAAAAAAACAAAAUGAUGUUGUUGCGUACAAUUUUUGUAAGCGCAGUGGUUCCUAAUUUUUGUCAAUGCAUGCCGGCUACGAUGCGUUUAGCUUCGUUCAUCCGUUCACGCCUAAUCCGCACAGAAGUCGGCAUUAUUACAUUUUAUAUAGAAGCGAGAACGAAAAAUUAUCCGAUGUUCAACCCAAUCUCUUCAUUUCUGAAUUCUUUUUUUUUUUUUUGCCCAGACGAAACAUGAAAAUCAUCACCCUAUAGUUCAUUUUUUCAUUUUCUUUUUUAUCCAAUUGCUUAGGUGUUAUAAAUAAGCAACGUGAUGUAAUCGUUGUAUCCCAUGACGCCUAAAAGUCCAAUAAAUGAUAUUUACAAUA
Molecule: messenger RNA, 7374 nt
Organism: Apis mellifera (honey bee)
Lineage: Eukaryota; Metazoa; Arthropoda; Insecta; Hymenoptera; Apidae
Gene: tei
Product: B-cell receptor CD22
Exons: 11
Coding region: 2928-4934 (668 amino acids)
Biological process (GO): cell-cell adhesion
Cellular component (GO): cell-cell junction
Molecular function (GO): cell adhesion molecule binding
Source: RefSeq, a predicted model, not a curated record